Messenger RNA from Crotalus tigris (Tiger rattlesnake), 1441 nucleotides. It is a transcript of the gene SDCBP2, whose product is annotated as syndecan binding protein 2. The coding region runs from base 409 to 1317 and encodes 302 amino acids. Gene Ontology annotation, cellular component: cytoplasm; plasma membrane. Gene Ontology annotation, molecular function: protein binding. The record is from RefSeq and is a predicted model, not a curated record. The transcript is spliced from 10 exons. NCBI's taxonomy places the organism in Eukaryota, Metazoa, Chordata, Lepidosauria, Squamata, Viperidae.
CAGCCGGUGAUGUGACGGUUCUGGAAUCUAAGUCUGCCACUGGGCCAUGAUUUGGGCCAGGCUGUGGGGCAGUGCCCACAGGAAGAAGGAUGGCGAGGCAGUUGGGCUGGACAGGGAGAGCCCUUCAAUAGAAGCAGCUGAACGAGCAAGCUCAAAAUCUGGGGUACGGAAAGUUCUGCACUUUCUUGAGCCUCUCUUAUCACCUGCAGGAAGGCUGGCAGGACUGAAGCCAGGAGCGGCAUUCUCACCUGAGGAGUCUGACAGGUUGAUCUACAAGCAAACAGGAAAAUCUGAGCACCCAGGAGUUGGUCUCUGGAAAGAAGCUGCAUGAGUUAGGACGAUUUCGCCCUAGACGGUGUCCCCUGCGCCUUUGCGGUCGCCAGUUGUAGAGACUCAGCCUACUCCGCCAUGUCAACCUUGUAUCCCUCGCUGGAAGAUCUGAAGGUUCAUCACAUGUUGACGGCCAAGGACAAUGCUGUAGGGCCACAGCCCAUAGCCUCAGCUCCGGCCCCUACUGCAAGAGAGAUGCCAGAGCCACCCAAAGCAGAUGAUCCACCAGUUUUGUACCCAGAUCUUGCUGAUCUCAAUGAUUACAUGGGUCUCUCUCUUUCCAGCGAGGAGAUCCAGAGGAAUUUAGCUCUCAUCCCGACAGCCAAUACUGCCGUGGGGCCAAACUCUUCAGCUCAAGGCCCAUUGGUGGCUCCAGUGACAGGAAGCAACGCGGGGCUGCGUCGGGCAGAGAUCAAACCGGGCUUGCGUGAGAUCCACCUUUGCAAGGAUGAACAUGGGAAGACGGGACUGCAUCUGAGGAACAUUGAUAAGGGGCUCUUUGUGCAGUUGGUCAAAGCCAACUCUCCAGCAUCUCUGGUGGGGCUGCGUUUCGGCGAUCAGAUCCUCCAGAUCAACGGGAGGAACUGCGCGGGGUGGAACAUGGAGAAGGCAAAGCGGGCGCUGAAGAAGGCCUCACCGGAGAAGAUCGUUAUGGUGGUCCGUGACAGGCCUUUCCAGCGAACGGUGACCAUGCACAAAGACAGCACCGGCCAUUUGGGUUUCGUGAUCAAGAAGGGCCAGAUCACCUCACUGGCCAGAGACAGCUCUGCAGCCCGGAAUGGGCUCCUUACCCACCAUUACGUCUGUGAAGUGAACGGACAGAACGUCAUUGGUCUAAAGGACAAGGAGAUCACCGAGAUUCUGGCAAACGCUGGCAAGAUCAUCACCCUCACCAUCGUCCCCGCCAUCAUCUACGAGCACAUGAUCAAAAAGCUUUCAAGCGGGCUGGUGAAGUCAUCCAUGGAUCGCUCCAUCCCCGAUAUAUAAAUUUUUCGCCACCUCCGGCCUGAGAUGCAUGACUGCCUGGAAGUGCCCUGGAAUUUCCUGGAAUUAUUCUACCGAGGCUGCUCAGAAGAGGAAAAAAAAUAAAUGAACAAAUAUAUUGCUUUAA